CAGUACUUAUGAUGACGUUGUCUGCACACCUGGUCCUCACCUUAAUGUCAUUAUUGGUACAAAUGGAGCCGGAAAAAGUACGGUCAUCUGUGGUAUCUGUUUGGCUGUUGGAGGCAGUCCAAAAGUCCUUGGUAGAUCUGAAAGGAUGGGCGAUUACAUCAAGCAUCGUCGUGACGAAGGCUAUGUGGAAGUAUACAUUGCUGAUGCUCAAAAAGGAGAGCAGCGAGUUAAGGUGCUUCUUCAAAGACCUAGUAGUUGUACUUACUCGAUAAAUGGAUCCCGCACUACGCAACGUGCAGUUCGGGACUUCGUCGCCUCCUAUAACAUUCAGAUAGACAAUCCGUGCACAUUUCUUGCUCAGGAUAAAGUAAAGAGCUUUUCCGAGCAGUCUCCUGUAGAGCUACUCAUGAAUACAGAAAGGGUAGCCUUUUAA
This is a messenger RNA of Strongylus vulgaris, 433 nucleotides long. Lineage: Eukaryota; Metazoa; Nematoda; Chromadorea; Rhabditida; Strongylidae. The record is from the annotation of a GenBank genome assembly.